AAGGAGCCAGAAGUGGGCAAGCCGGGCCGACGGUCUGGGCACCUCCCCGCGGCCCCCGGAGCGGAGUCCACUGGCCGGCUCAAAGGUAUGGCGCUGAUGGUGGACUUGGUGGGACCCGCACCCUGGGGCUUCCGCAUCUCGGGCGGCAGAGAUUUCCACACGCCUAUCGUGGUGACCAGGGUAACUGAGGAGGGCAAGGCCGAAGCCGCUGACCUCCGGCCCGGUGACAUUAUUGUGGCCAUCAAUGGUGAGAGUGCAAAGAGCAUGCUGCAUGCCGAGGCCCAGAGCAAGAUCCGCCAGAGCCCCUCGCCGCUGAGGCUGCAGCUGGACCGGCCUCAGGUUGCCUCUCCCGGGCAGACCAACGGGGAAAGCUCCCCCGAAGUGCUGGCCACUCGCUUCCAGGGCUCCAGGAGGACACACACCGACAGUCAGUCCUCCCUGCGGUCUUCCUGCUCCAGCCAGGCCUCCCUCAGCCCCCCGCCAGGCAGCCCCUUCUCCACCCUGCCCCCCGCCAGCCCCCAGGCCCCCGUGGGAGAGGUGGUGCCCAGCCACAGUUUCCAGAGCCUGGCGUACUCCCCAGAACCCACUACUGCUGACCACUUGUCCUACAGGGGCCGCCCUGGAAGCCAACAGGCCGGCCUGGGCCAUGCUGGCGACUCGGCUGUGCUGGUUCUGCCGCCACCGCCUUCCCCAGGUCCCCGUUCCUCCAGCCCCAGGCUCAGCGUGGCCUCGGAAGGGGAAAGCCACCUCCUGAGAGAGGACUCAGAAGUCUUCAAAAUGCUGCAGGAAAAUCGCGAGGCACGGGUGGCCCCCCGGCAGUCCAGCUCUUUUCGGCUCUUGCAGGAAGCCCUGGAGGCUGAGGAGAGAGGUGGCACACCCGCCUUCCUGCCCAGCUCGCUGAACCCCCAGUCCUCCCGGCCCACUUCCAGGGCCCUGGCCACCCCACCCAAGCUCCACACGUGUGAGAAGUGCAGCGCCAGCAUCGCGAACCAGGCCGUGCGUAUCCAGGAGGGGCGGUACCGCCAUCCGGGCUGCUACACCUGCGCUGACUGUGGGCUGAACCUGAAGAUGCGAGGGCACUUCUGGGUGGGGGACGAGCUGUACUGCGAGAAGCACGCCCGCCAGCGCUACUCCGCACCGCGCACCAUCAACUCCCAGGCCUGAGCGCCCGGCUGCGCUCUCAGACCGCCCUCCACUCUGUGGGCACCUCCGCACCCAGGCCGCGCCAAUAUCAAGUUGGCCUGGAAAGGCGAUGGGGACUGGUGAGGCCCCUUCCUCCUCGCUGAGUGAGGCCAGAGGCUAGGACCUGCCUGUGCUGCGGGUGAGGGCAGCCUCACCUUCCCAGGCCUCUGCUGGAUACUCUCGCGUCCCCCUGCUGGACAGGCUCUGCGUCAAAGUGCGAAGUGGGUGCUGCCUUGGACACCUUUGUGUACCAGGGGUUAAGCAGGCUGGGACGUGGAGAGAAGUAUCUGGAAGGAGAGGGCUGGGCCAGAGGCUACAGGUAUUCACUGUGUAAAGUUUUCAACAUACGAGCUCUAUAAAUAUAUACUGUACGUGGACAAAAUAAAGUAGGUGCCCCUCUUUUCUCUCCUUCCCUGCCCCAGCCCCUGGGGAUGAGCUUCUCCCUACCACUGGGUGGAGAGUCUUCCUACAUACAAUUUUUCUCCCCUCUUAUUUCCGCCUCCCUCAAACCUCCACCCUACCAGAUGCUUCACCACGUGACACUCCCGACUGAAGACACC
Molecule: messenger RNA, 1742 nt
Organism: Globicephala melas (long-finned pilot whale)
Lineage: Eukaryota; Metazoa; Chordata; Mammalia; Artiodactyla; Delphinidae
Gene: PDLIM2
Product: PDZ and LIM domain 2
Biological process (GO): actin cytoskeleton organization; heart development; muscle structure development
Cellular component (GO): filamentous actin; Z disc; adherens junction
Molecular function (GO): muscle alpha-actinin binding; actin binding
Source: RefSeq, a predicted model, not a curated record